This is a messenger RNA of Neolamprologus brichardi, 3790 nucleotides long. The record is from RefSeq and is a predicted model, not a curated record. NCBI's taxonomy places the organism in Eukaryota, Metazoa, Chordata, Actinopteri, Cichliformes, Cichlidae.
AUGUUUCAGAGUAGCUGUGCAGUGCGAGGCUUCAUUCUGCUGCCAAGUCAGCUGCAGCAGGACGGGGUGUGUGUGCAGCUGUGGCAGUGUGACUGUGUGGACUCACUGGGGCAGAUUUGGGUGGCCGGCAGCACACAUCAGGUGGACUGCAACAACUGCACCUGCUCUGACGGACAGCUGCUCUGCAGCAACGACAGCUGCCAGGCUGCCUGUGUGUGGAGCUCCUGGUCCAGCUGGGCUCCCUGCAGUGUUUCCUGUGGACAGGGCCAGAGAACCAGAUACAGGUCUCUGACCCCAGACACCGAGGGAACACGUUGCCACUUCGAGGAGGUCCAGCACCGACCCUGCAGUCCAGGAACCUGCCCGCCUCUCUGUCUCCUUGACAACCAGACGCUCAGUGUGGGUGACACCUGGCUGCAAGGAGAAUGUAAACAAUGCACGUGCACGCCAGAGGGCGUUUUCUGCCAAGACGUCGACUGCAGAGUGGACGGUGCUUGGACCCCCUGGUCGGUGUGGUCUGACUGCUCGGCGACUUGUGGUCGGGGCGCACACGUUCGAACCCGCGCCUGCAUCAACCCCCCACCACGAAACAAUGGGUCUCACUGCAGUGGGCCAGAGAAAGAAACACAGGACUGUCAGACCCCUCCCUGCCUGGAUGACCUUUGCCCUUGGUCUCCUUGGUCACCGUGCUCCCAGACGUGCGGGGCGGGGUCUGUAUCACGACACAGGGCGUGCGUGUGCGAGCAGGGAGGAGAUGCGGCGUGUCCCCCUGAGAUCGAGGCCGAGAGGAACCGUGUGGAGACGCAGCUGUGCUACAAACAGCCCUGUCCAGGCUGUCCCAUGUCAGCGUGGAGUGUUUGGUCUCCGUGUUCCUGUGCGUCCCAGAGGCAGCAGCGUUACCGUGUAGCGCUCUCGUCGCCCACCAGGGGUCAACAGUGCACUCCUGUGGAGACGCAGAGCCGGGCGUGCGGUCUCAGCCGCUGUGAUGACGUCUGCGAAGCCCCGUUUGUGUACUCGCCGUGUGGCGCUCCCUGUGAGAAGCAGUGUGAACUGCUCGGCCGUGAAGAUCUGUGUGUGGGCGUCAGCGAGUGCACACCUGGCUGUUACUGUCCACAGGGCCUGCUGCAGUAUAACGGGAGCUGUGUUCCUCCAGAGGAAUGUGGCUGCAUCCACCUGCAGCACCAGGCUGCAGGAGAUCCACCCACACCUGUCACCGUCCCACAGGGCGCCACGGUCACCAUAGGCUGCAGCACCUGUCUUUGUCACGACGGCAGUUUGCAGUGCGACACGAGAGAAUGUGAAGUCGUCCUCAGCGAGUGGUCGGCCUGGACUCGGUGCUCUCCCUGCGUGCUGCAGCACAACAGCUCGCAGAUGGUGUCGAUCCAGAGGCGCUUUCGAGCCUGUUUGGACCUGGAUUCUGGUCUUCCAGUCUCUAAAGAGGAGGAGAGCCAGUGUCCAGGACUGCUGGUGGAGGAGAGGCCAUGUCCAGAUGCUAACAUCUGUAGAGAUGUGUGUCAGUGGAGUGGGUGGAGUGCUUGGACAGCGUGUGCUGAGCCGUGCAGCGGUGGAGUCAGGCAACGCUACAGACAGCCCCUGGCCUCUCCUGCAGGACCCCAGUGUAGGAGCCAAGAGACGCAGACCCAAGGAUGCAACACGGCCCUCUGCCCAGCCUCUCCUGCAGGACCCCAGUGUAGGAGCCAAGAGACGCAGACCCAAGGAUGCAACACGGCCCUCUGCCCAGGUGAGCGCUGUGAGGACAGGGAUCGAGCCUACCAGGACAGCUGUGCCAACAAGUGUCCUCGCAGCUGCACUGACCUGUGGGAGCAUGUGCAGUGUCUCCAAGGAGCCUGUCACCCGGGUUGUCGGUGUCCAGAAGGACAGCUGUUGCAAGAUGGCCGCUGCGUGCCAGUAACAGAAUGUCGUUGUGGUAUCCCGUCAGGCAACGGGACGCUGGAGUUCAUCCCUGAUGAGGAGUUUCCUGUGGACUGUAACACCUGUGUGUGUGAGAACGGCACCGUGGUGUGCUCCCAGCUUCCCUGUCCAGUCUAUGAGCCCUGGAGUCCGUGGAGCGCCUGCUCGGCUUCGUGUGAGCGAGGCCGGAGAACCAGGACGCGCCGCUGCCAGGACACCGAGGGCGGCCCGCCCUGUGCCGAAAUCACGCAGACAGAAAUCUGUGACCUGCCAUCGUGUCCAGCGGGUUGUUUGCUGAGUGAGUGGUCAGCCUGGAGCGAGUGCAGCGCCUCCUGUGGCGGCGGGUCGUCAUUGCGGAACAAGACGGUCCUUCGAGAGCCAGAGCCCGGCGGGACGGCCUGCGUCGGGCCGCUUGAACAGCACGUUGUCUGUAACACCAACAGCUGCCUGCCCGAGUGUCCCGGCACGCAGGUGUCCAGCGACUGUUCAGCUUCCUGUCCGUAUACCUGCCAGGACUUGUGGCCACACACUCAGUGUUUACCUGGACCCUGCACGCCGGGGUGCACAUGCCCUCCUGGACAGGUGUUGCACAGGGGCGACUGUGUGCCUCGCGCUGACUGUCCCUGUUCACCGCUCUCUUUGCCGGAUGAUUUUCAAAGCGGGAAUGUCAGCUCCGAGUCCUUCACGGAAGCUCUGCUGCCACCGGGAGCGGCCGUCCAGCACCUCUGCAACACAUGCUUGUGCCAAGGUGGAAAGUUCAACUGCACCUCAGAGCCCUGUGAGGUGGACUGCCAAUGGUCCACAUGGUCCCAGUGGAGCCCUUGUUCAGCCAGCUGUGGUGCAGGACAGCAGAGCUCCAUCAGAUUUGUACUGGAGCCCAACCAGUAUGGAGGGGCUCCAUGUGAAGGCCCUAACCUCCGCACAACAACCUGCAUCGCCCCUGACUGUGCGUGUCCUGAUGGGGAGCAGUGGAGGAGGACGACAUCAGACGGGAUCCUGCUGUGUGAGAGGAGCUGCCAGGACAUUUAUUCCUCCUCUCCUGUCAACUGCAGCCACUCUGCUGAAGGCUGCGUCUGUCAGGAGGGGCUUUACCGAAACCCGGAGGGCGCGUGCGUCAUCCCUGCCCUCUGCCCUUGCCAUGACCGGGGCGUCCUGCGGGAGGCUGGAUCAGAGUGGGAGGAGGACUGUCUGUCAUGCAGCUGUGUGAACGGGAGGAAACUGUGCCGGCUGAGGUGCCCUCCACUGUACUGUGAUGAGGGGGAGGUGAAGGUGGAAGAACCAGGCAGCUGCUGCCCCGUGUGUAGAAAGCAGUUUCCAGGUGAGCCUGUGCAAGAGUGUCAUCGCUAUGUGCAGGUCCGCAACAUCACCAAGGGAGACUGUCGACUUGACAAUGUGGAGGUCAGCUUCUGCAGGGGACGCUGCCUGUCCAGGACUGAUGUCAUCCUGGAGGAGCCGUAUCUCCAGUCGGUGUGUGAGUGCUGCAGCUACCGCCUGGACCCGAACACCCCGGUGCGCUUCCUCAGCCUGCAGUGCGAGAGCGGAGAGAGCGAGCCGGUUGUCCUGCCAGUCAUACACAGCUGCGAGUGCACUAGCUGCCAAGGAGGCGAUCUGUCCCGACGCUGAGCGAGUCUGUCAGACGCGUCUGCGAAUGCACUGCAGAGAGAACAGCGUGAAGUCCGAAGCACGAAGGAGCACCUCGCUAAAAGCCAGCUGGGUGAUAGAUGGAGGAUUUUGGGUGGACGGAUGGACGAGUGGAAAAAGUCCCUGCUGAUAAACACAGUGCUCUGUAGUGCUCAGUCAUCAAAUGACUGAAUCUUACUGCUGAUCGUAUAUUUCUUACAUAUUCUGCAGCCUGUACAUUCUACUGUGUAUUUAUAGA